GUCUCUCCUGGAAGACAUUCAUGUUUUUGUACUCGGUUGUUGACGUGAGAUCGGUUUCAGAAGGUUACAGAAAUGGAUCUCCUUUUGAAUGCUGCAGGUGGACCUUGAUUUGUUUUCCUGGCAAGAAAAGUAAGACGAGGUACAAAGACUGAAAGAUGGAAAAUCAAGACGAGGGAGGAGGUACAAGAGGAGGAGGAGGAGGAAGAGGGGAGACGGAACAAAUGAAAGCUGAGGAGACUGGUGAUGAAGACAAGCAGACCAAAGACGAGCACAACAAGCUGGAGAAGGAGAGCAUCGAGAAGGAGCCCAGCAGAGAGCCGAGGAGGGAGAACCAUCGCUGCCAGUGGAGGAGCGGCUGGGCUCUGUCUGAACGCCUGGCCAUCAACGUGUCAGGGAUGCGGUAUGAGACCCAACUCCGCACCCUCGCCCAGUUCCCCAACUCCCUGCUUGGCGACCCCCAACGCCGACUUCGCUACUUCGACCCCCUGAGGAACGAGCUCUUCCUGGACAGGAGCCGCGUCUGCUUCGAUGCCAUCCUGUACUUCUACCAGUCGGGCGGGAGGCUGCGGAGGCCCGCCAGCGUCCCCCUGGACAUGUUCAUGGAGGAGCUUCGCUUCUACGAGCUCGGGGAGGAGAUCCUCGACCGCUUCAAGGAGGACGAAGGCUUCCCCAAGGAGGAGGAGAGGCCCCUACCCACCAACGAGCUGCAGCGACGCCUCUGGAUGCUGUUUGAGUAUCCGGAGUCAUCCAGCGGAGCUCGGAUCAUUGCCAUCAUCAGUGUCAUGGUCAUCGUGGUCUCCAUUCUCAUCUUCUGCCUGGAGACUCUGCCUGAGUUCAGGAAUGAGAAGGAACGGAGGGAGAAAUUCACCACCAUCCCUCACCCCACCAUAGCGAAUGAAACCAUCUUGGUCCCACCUAGCUUCACUCCCUUCCAGGACCCCUUCUUCAUCGUAGAGACGAUGUGCAUCUGCUGGUUCUCGUUUGAACUCGUCAUGCGCUUCAUCUGCGCGCCGAGCAAGAUCCACUUCUUCAAAGACGUCAUGAACACCAUCGACUUCUUCGCCAUCAUUCCCUAUUUUGUCACACUCGGCACAGAGCUGGCCAACGACAAGGGCGCGCAGCCCUCCAUGUCUCUGGCCCUCAUCAGGGUUAUCAGGCUGGUGAGGGUCUUCAGGAUCUUCAAGCUCUCUCGGCACUCGAAGGGCCUCCAGAUCCUGGGCCAGACACUGAAGGCCAGCCUCAGAGAGCUUGCUCUGCUCAUCUUCUUCCUCUUCAUCAGCGUCAUACUCUUUUCCAGUGCCGUCUACUUCGCCGAGGUGGACAGACCUGACACGGCAUUCACCAGCAUCCCUGAGGCUUUCUGGUGGGCGGUGGUGUCCAUGACGACGGUCGGCUAUGGGGACAUGUACCCGGAGACGGUCGGGGGGAAGCUGGUGGGCUCCAUGUGCGCCAUCGCCGGCGUGCUCACCAUAUCUCUGCCGGUGCCAGUCAUCGUGUCCAACUUCGGCUACUUCUACCACCGAGAGAUGGAGUGUGAAGACACCACAGAGUACCACCAUGUCUCCACAUCGCUCUGGGAAAAGGACGGAGAGGGCGAUGAAGAGGAGGAAGAUGAGGACGGGUUGGACGAGAGGCCUGAAUGCAUGGGGGAUUACGCGCCCCUGUACGGGCAGAACAGCAGGGGUAUCUGCCCUCCGCUCAGUGGGGCUCUUCUGGCAGGACUUUGUGCUGGACAGGCGACUGGUGAUCAGAGAGGAAAAAAAUUCUACCUCAGAGAACCUCUGGUCACUCAGGUGUGACGGAGAGCAGAUGGACAGAGAGCCUUCAGAGUAACAUUCGAACAGUGCACAUGCGCUGUCGAGAUGGAUGUCAGAGUGACACAGGGGAAAACGUACAUGUAUACAAAGACGUGGACCGACAUGACCCCAGUUUAUGCCUCUCAUAUAGCCACGGUUUUUACAUUUGAGACUUUCGCAUGAUUAUA
This is a messenger RNA of Xiphias gladius (swordfish), 1984 nucleotides long. Its product is annotated as potassium voltage-gated channel subfamily A member 7-like. Gene Ontology annotation, cellular component: voltage-gated potassium channel complex; membrane. The coding region runs from base 156 to 1799 and encodes 547 amino acids. Gene Ontology annotation, biological process: potassium ion transmembrane transport; protein homooligomerization. The record is from RefSeq and is a predicted model, not a curated record. Lineage: Eukaryota; Metazoa; Chordata; Actinopteri; Istiophoriformes; Xiphiidae. The transcript is spliced from 3 exons. Gene Ontology annotation, molecular function: protein binding; delayed rectifier potassium channel activity.